This is a messenger RNA of Solanum stenotomum, 427 nucleotides long. RefSeq names its product DCD domain-containing protein NRP-like. NCBI's taxonomy places the organism in Eukaryota, Viridiplantae, Streptophyta, Magnoliopsida, Solanales, Solanaceae. The record is from RefSeq and is a predicted model, not a curated record. The transcript is spliced from 2 exons. The coding region runs from base 14 to 427 and encodes 137 amino acids.
UAAGCCAAGUAGUAUGCUGGAUCAAGCUUUUCUCCCUAUUAUUGACUCAGCAGGAGUCUCCGCUUCUGUUGCUUCUCCAGCUCCUGCAUCUAGUGUUUGUAGAGCUGCCUCACAAGACAAAGAGAAAGACGAGGAAGCUUUCAUGGACCUUUCUGGUUUUAUAUUUUUGUGCAAUAGAGAGACAAAACUCGAUUGUUUCAGAUUUCGUGUUUUUGGGGUUGGUUCAAAUAAAAAGGAAAUGGUAGAAAAGAUUAAACCUGGAACAAAGAUCUUCCUCUUUGAUAUUAAGUUGAGGCUCUUGUAUGGUGUAUAUGAGGCAACAUCCACUGGAGGAAUAAACUUGGAAGCACAUGCUUUUGGAGGCAAAUUUCCAGCACAGGUAACUCAUAUGUGUUGUCAGUUAUAUAAAAUACCCAAUUGUUAUUAG